Dermacentor silvarum is the source of this 1125-nucleotide messenger RNA. Its product is annotated as U8 snoRNA-decapping enzyme-like. The coding region runs from base 119 to 796 and encodes 225 amino acids. The transcript has 2 exons. The record is from RefSeq and is a predicted model, not a curated record. Lineage: Eukaryota; Metazoa; Arthropoda; Arachnida; Ixodida; Ixodidae. Gene Ontology annotation, molecular function: snoRNA binding; phosphodiesterase decapping endonuclease activity. Gene Ontology annotation, cellular component: nucleus. Gene Ontology annotation, biological process: sno(s)RNA catabolic process; mRNA catabolic process.
CUGAGUGUACCGAGAAGGCAUCUCUCGUUCUAGGCUCUGCUGGCUGCGCUCGAGCAUCUAUUUGCGGACGCUGUGCGGAGAAUCCCAGCGCCGACGACGCAGUGCGAAGAACGCAGCCAUGGACAAGGUUGUACCGGAGAAGCACCCGCUUGACCUGAGCAUCGUGCAGAGCCUGAACCUGAACCAGAACGGCUUCGAGGCGUGCGCGCUGUCUGAGGCCCUGGCCACGGGAUACCGGAACGCAGCGCACGCCAUGCUUUGGGCUCCUGCCGACAUGCUCGUCAUGCAGCGCUACCAGCAGAAAGCCAUGGUCUUGGCGGUGGUGCGCUUCGAUGGCUACCUGGGCUUUCCCGGAGGCAUGGUGGACCCGGGCGAGAGCCCGGCGCAGGCCGUGAACCGAGAGCUGCGCGAGGAGCUGAACGCGGACACUUCUCGGUUCUGGGCCACCGAGAGCGACCACGUGAUCAGCUUCCGGCAGCAGGAGCGGCGCUUCGCGUGCCACUUGUACGCGCUGCGCGUGUCGUCCGACGAGCUGCUGGCCACCGAGCGCGCCGCCAUCGGCAGCCGGGAGCACGGCCACGAGACGCUGGGCAUCCUGCGGGUGCCCCUCUACAGCAUGGCCGACGGCGUCCGCGGCCUGCCGGUGUUUCUCGCACAGCGCUUCGCCGGCACCGCGCGCGAGCAGCUGCUCUACGCGGCCGUCAGGCUGAGCCUGCUGGACGAGGCCGCGGCGCGCACGGCCCUCGGCCAGAGCGAGGCCACGUUCGGCUCCGUCGCUACUCACCGGCCAGACUGACCUUGCGAUUCGAUGCCAGCGAAGAAGCCGUCUGGAUUGAUUGCUGUAGCUGGCUUUCAAACGAACCAAUAUUGCGCACGCGUAUAUACACUUUUUUUGCGCCGUCUGCUGGGAGAGCGACGGGUCGUGCGUGGCACGGUGUGCGCUCUCGCGCUUGGAAUAACGCCCAGUGGUCAGAGCUGGCCUGGGGAAGAAGAUUAAAUGAUCGACAUUAUGGUGUCUUUCUAGGGCCAUGUUCCCACAGUGAUUCCCAACGUGGGGCAAUAUGUAUUCGUUUUGUAAACCCUAAUGAAAACCUCGGUCAAACCCACUGAAAUAAAUAGUUGUUC